Molecule: messenger RNA, 1496 nt
Organism: Camellia sinensis
Lineage: Eukaryota; Viridiplantae; Streptophyta; Magnoliopsida; Ericales; Theaceae
Product: protein FAR1-RELATED SEQUENCE 5
Biological process (GO): regulation of DNA-templated transcription
Molecular function (GO): zinc ion binding
Source: RefSeq, a predicted model, not a curated record
CUUGAUAAAUAUGAUGCGCAUGAAAACCAUUGGUUAAAAUUGACAUUUGCGGUGAAAGAAAAAUGGGGUUGGCCAUAUGUUAGAUCAACAUGGGCUGCGGGAAUGAGUACCACACAACUUAGUGAAUCUUUUAAUGCUUUUUUGAAGGAUUACAUUCGUUCUGAUUUUAACUUAAAUGAAUUCUUCAUGCAUUUCGAAAGGGUACUUUACGAGAAGCGAUACAAGGAGUUAGAAGCAGGAUAUGCUUUGUGCCAAAGGUUGCCAAAGGUGAAAGCAACAAUAAGAAUGUUAAUUCAAAUGGGUAAUGUUUACACAAAAAAGAUAUUUGAAGAAUUUCAAAAUGAGUACUUUCGAUCAAUUGAAUCGGACAUAGAAACAAUUGAAUAUGGCGAGGCUAGUACCAUUUACACAGUUGUUGAUGUUGGUAACAAACAUGCACGGAAAGUGAAGAUGGAGAGGGAUGGGUCAUUGGGUUGUAAUUGUACAAAGUUUGAAAGGGAAGGAAUCUUGUGCUGUCACUCAUUGAAGGUUAUUAGAGACAUAUUGAAGAUGAAAGAGGUUCCUCCACAAUACAUUCUAAAGAGGUGGACGAAACAAGCAAGAGCCGAAACUGUGAAGGACAUUAAGGGGAAUGACAUUCAAGUGGAUGUGAAAUUCCAGCAAGCCUCGCGGUAUAAGACAUUGAUGACCGCAUUUAGAGCACUAGCAAGUAGAGCUGCUGAAACUGAAGAAACUUAUGAUUUUUGUGUUGCACACCUUGCUACAUUAGGUGCAAAUAUUGAAGGCAAGUUAGGUGCUCUUUUUGGUGCUGGAAAUGAAGUAAGUAAUGAUCAUGACACCCAAAGCUUUGAAGUGGAUUGCGAAGAUGUGAAUCAUGUUGUGCAACCAAAAGGAUUUAAGAAAAAACUGGCAACUAGUAAGGGCAAAAGGAGGGUAAAAGGUGGAUUCGAAGUGGCGUUGAUAGCGAACUCCAAAAAAAAAUCCCGUGCUAACAGCUUCGCUUCGUCACAAUCUAUUGCAAGUCCAACAGUUGCACCUUCUCCAUUAUCUGUUGGAGGAGAGAUCUAUGUUCGUCAACAUGUUCCUCCUCUUCAACCUCUUCCUCCCCGUCGUCAUUUUCCUCCAUCUUUGCCCAUGGGUGGUAAUUCUAUUCCUCCGUCAUUGAUGAAUCCCACAUAUCAUGACAUGUACGUAGUGCAUAAUUCAGUGCCAAAUUUAAUGCCGCAACGGUAUCCUACUGAACCAACAUUCCAGUCACUACUUCAAGGUUCAUAUGGAUAUGACAUUGGGUUUCGAUAUUCUCAAGAAUCAAACAGUCCAAUGUGGAGUCAGGCCAUAGAGAAGCACAAAGACAAGCAAACUGCAGAUGAAAAUGGCAUGCAAAGUGAAGUGAUACCAUCUCAAAUUGUGAAGCAAACUCAUGCUGAAUUGGUGCACAAAUUUUGAUGUUGCUCAGAAGUGAUGUUCAAAUUGCUGUUCAAACUCCACUCCAAUGU